Coffea eugenioides is the source of this 861-nucleotide messenger RNA. RefSeq lists its product as uncharacterized. The transcript has a single exon. Bases 1 to 861 code for a protein of 286 amino acids. Lineage: Eukaryota; Viridiplantae; Streptophyta; Magnoliopsida; Gentianales; Rubiaceae. The record is from RefSeq and is a predicted model, not a curated record.
AUGGUCCGAGCUGAGUUCUAUCGCUGGAUCAAUCACAAGGCUGUGGUUAGUGGGUGGGGAUUUCAAUGUUAUCAGUAUGUGGCAGAAUAUACGGGGAGGGCAGCCCAGGAUCUUAGGGCAAUCUCUGACUUUAAUACGGCAAUUUUUGAUUGCCAUCUCCAGGAGCUUCCUUACUCUGGCAGUCCUUACACAUGGUCGGGUAUUGGAGCAGGUGCUAGAAUCUGGAAACGAUUGGAUAGGGUAUUAGCCAAUCACCAGUGGCUCAGUUUCUUGCCAAACACUUCUGUCCAGCAUCUUAAUCGUGCCACUUCAGACCACUCCCCGCUUCUAGUGACCCUGCAGCCCGCUAAUUCAAGUGUUCCGAAAUCCUUUAAGUUUCAAACUUUUUGGAUCUCGGACCCUGAUUUCCUAUCGGUGGUGCAGAGUAAUUGGGAAUUGCCGACACAAGGAUAUGGCAUGUACCGGUUAGCCUUCAAACUCAAGCAACUAAAAGCAUGCUUAAGACAAUGGAACAAACACUGUUUUGGAGAUAUCUUUCAAAUCGCUUGGCAACGCGAGAUAGAGGUUCAGCAAAAGGAAGUCCUGUAUGAGGCAAACCCAAUGGAUGAGAUGAGGUCUGAUCUCCACCGUGUGCAAGCCCUCCUGUUGCACAGCCUACAUAUUCAAGAGGACUACUGGUGCCAAAAUGCACGCUUAAGAUGGCUAAAGAAUGGUGACUGUAAUACACGGUUCUUCCAUGCUUCAGUUCGGGAUAAACGUUCGAAACUGGCUGUACACCGCAUUAAAGAUGAGGGGGGGCAUGGGUUGAAGAUGAGGAGCGAAUUGCAUAAGAAGCGGUUAACUUUUUUCAGCGGCUCUUGA